AUGGUUUCUGAGACCACUGUAGGCUUUGACACCUCCAUGGCUUCCACCACAGCCUCUGAGACCCCCACUGCCUCUGCAACAGUGUCUGUGCCCAAAACAGCCUCAACCGUCUUGGCCACAUCUUGGAUCCAGGCAUCUUGCUUGCCAGCCACAAAGACACCAGCCACAAAGACGCACAUUGAGAUGCAGAAGGGAAACAUUCUCCUUAAGUACUGGUUACUGCUACAUCUCCUACUUUUAGAAGAUGGUGAUAAUAGUAGCACAACUGUCAUCACUGGAUUCAGUGCAGCCUCCAGUGGGACUAGUACAGCCUCCAACAAUGGAUACAGUGUGACUGCCAAUGGGACCAGCACAGCCUCCAAUACUGGAUCCAGCAUGACCUCUGGAGGAACCAGCACACCUGUCAACACCGGAUCCGGCACAACCUCCAAUGGGACCAGUACAACCUCCAACACUGGAUCCAGUGUGACCUCCAGUGGGGCCAGUACAGCCUCCAACACUGGAUCUAGUGUGAACCCCAGUGGGAACAGCACAGCCUCCAAUACUGGAUCCAGCACAACCUCCAGAGGAACCAGCACACCUGUCAACACUGGAUCCAGCACAACCUCUGAUGGGAUCAGUACAGCCUCCAACAAUGGAUCCAGUGUGACCUCCAGUGGGACUAGCACAGCCUCCAAUGCUGGAUCCAGCAUGACCUCUGGAGGAACGAGCACACCUGUCAACACUGGAUCCAGCAUGACCUCCAGUGGGUCCAGCACAGCCUCUGAUAUUGGAUCCAGCACAACCUCUGCAGGGACCAGCACACCUGUCAACACUGGAUCCAGUGUGACCUCCAGUGUGACCAGCACAGCCACCAACACUGGAUCCAGUGCAACCACAGGAGGCUCUAACAUACCUCCAACUGGAACGCACCCAACUUCCAAUAGAAUUAGCACAAGUGCUACUACUCCUGUGAAUGAAGUGAAGCCCAGUGGGUCUCUGAAGCCGUGGGAAAUCUUCCUCAUCACUCUGGUCUCAGUUGUAGUGGCCGUAGGAUUCUUUGCUGGGCUCUUCUUCUGUGUAAGAAACUCCCUGUCCCUGAGAAAUGUCCUUGACACAGCUGUCUACCGCACCCACGGCCCCAACCUUGGCCUGGGCUCUGGAGGUAAUCGUGGAGUCCACCACAGGCCUAGGUGGAGCCGUAACUGGUUCUGGAGGAGACCAGUAUCUUCAACAGCCAUGGAGAUGACAGGGAGUCACGACGGGCCCUGAGCAGCCCCUGCAGCCAGAGUGCCACAUUCUUCAUGGAGGAAGCUGACCUGGGGAACCAGAAA
This is a messenger RNA of Diceros bicornis minor, 1313 nucleotides long. RefSeq names its product mucin 21, cell surface associated (gene MUC21). The record is from RefSeq and is a predicted model, not a curated record. The transcript is spliced from 4 exons. Lineage: Eukaryota; Metazoa; Chordata; Mammalia; Perissodactyla; Rhinocerotidae. Bases 1 to 1251 code for a protein of 416 amino acids.